CUCGUCGCACUCUGCAGUCGCGCACACAUCCAAACUCCCGAGUCCUCUGUCUCUCGCGGGCUCCGCUUCAGCUCACCACGCCGCCCCGCGAGCCUACCAGCACGUGGUCCCAGCCAGACCCGAGCCCAUGGACAUGGACUUCAGCGGUGGGAUCGACGACUUCAACAUGCAGUUCAUCCGCGAGCAGCUUCUCGGCGGCGAGGCCUGCCUCCCCGUCGUUAACGUUCCUGACGCCGCGGCGUACUCUGUCUCUGCGCCGUCGGUUCACCCCGCCGCGCAGGCGGCGUUCCAGCAUCCCGCGGCGUUCGUGCCGCCGCCACCGCAGCAGGCUGCGUACGUCGACUUGACAAACGAGUACGCGGACGCCGGCGAGGCGGCCUUCCGGGCGGAGCCGGUGAUGAUUCGGUUCGGGGGCGAGCCUUCGCCGGUGUCCGACCCCGGCCGGAGGCCGCUGCUCACGAUCUCCCUGCCCCCGACCUCGCACGCCUGGAGCCCCACGGUGGCCGCGCCGCUGGCGGCGGCGGCGCAGGCCGCGGCGGCCCUGGACGUGAACGACUUCCGCAAGUACCGCGGCGUGCGGCAGCGGCCGUGGGGCAAGUUCGCGGCGGAGAUCCGCGACCCCAAGAAGCGCGGCUCCCGCGUGUGGCUCGGCACCUACGACACCGCCAUCGAGGCCGCGAGGGCGUACGACCGCGCCGCGUUCCGCAUGCGCGGCGCCAAGGCCAUCCUCAACUUCCCCAACGAGGUCGGCUCCCGCGGCGCGGACUUCCUCGCGCCACCGCCGCCGCCGCAGGCGUCCCAGAACAAGCGGAAGCUGGCACACGACGCCGCCGAGGCCGAGCCAGCUCCAGCUGCCAAGUCCGCCAAGGCCGAGGCGUUCGGAUCCCCGGCGUCGUCCCUCACAUCGUCGCUGUCGCCCGCGACAACCACGGCCUCGACGGUGACGGCGACGUCCUCGCCGUCGUCGGAGGCCGCCGGAGCGGCCGAGAUGUUCCCGUUCCCGAUGACGCCGUCGACGUCGAGCUGGACGUGGGAGCAGCUGGAGGGCUUGUUCGGCAGCCUGUCGCCGCACCCGCAGCUGGGCUUCCCGGAGGUCACCGUUAAUUAAGCGGUUUGUCGGCCGCUUAAGCAUAUGAUUAGGUGUAAAGGCGUUAAUAAUUAUUAGCGGUUUUUAGUUAUGGAGGGCCUUGGCUUUGGACUCAUCUCGAGGAUUUGGCGUAGCUUGGAGCUGCAUGUGUGUGUGUGUGUGUGUACAGAAUGAAGGGGAGAGGUGAUAUAGAAUAUAAGAUUAGUGCAAUGUGGGUCGGUGAACUACAAGAUCGACAUAGAUCAAUAGAUAAUAGAUAUAUGGGGGGUAAUAAUAUCAGAAAUGAUAGAAUGAGGUGUCUGAUGUGAUUUGUACAUUAA
Molecule: messenger RNA, 1407 nt
Organism: Panicum virgatum (switchgrass)
Lineage: Eukaryota; Viridiplantae; Streptophyta; Magnoliopsida; Poales; Poaceae
Product: ethylene-responsive transcription factor 5-like
Exons: 1
Coding region: 128-1108 (326 amino acids)
Biological process (GO): ethylene-activated signaling pathway; regulation of DNA-templated transcription
Molecular function (GO): DNA binding; DNA-binding transcription factor activity
Source: RefSeq, a predicted model, not a curated record